GUAGUCUGGUUGCUUCAUCAAGCAUGUACAAAAUCGUCGAGAGAAAACCGAACUGUCUUAAAACUGCCGUAAACCAUAAAUCGAAACCAUGUAAAUCACUUUAGUGUGGACGUGCGUGUUUAUGUGUUAUUGGACCGCAAACUUCGAAACAAGUUGAGGCUUGUUGUGACAGACUAGGACUAGGCCCUAGGUCGUGAAUGAGCAUCCGUCGAGUGUAUUGGGCGAUAAGUUUAUUCGUAGAAACCAUGCCCAAGUUUUACUACGCAGUGAGGAGUGGACGAAGCGUCGGAGUCUUUGAUUCGUGGGACGACUGUAAGGCCCAGGUUUAUGGCUGCCAAGGUGCCCGCCACAAGAAGUUCAAGACACCAGAGGAGGCCUGGGAGUUUGUGAAUGCUAAACAAGAUCCCAAUCCUCAUUUCCGGAAAUACUGUCAGUCAGCGAGGCAGUCCAAAAAGGAGACUUCAUGUACAACAUUUCCAUACCAAAGCGCAGUCUCAUCGCUGAGCUAUGUGCCAGCAUCACUGAGCUCUGACUAUUUCUUAUCACCAGAGCCGUUGCCAGUUUUCAAGCCGGAAUAUACCCACCCAAUGGGCCACUCCAGCAAGAGAAAGCACGAGCCCACACCUGAGGAAACUUACGACAGCUCUUACAAGAAGACGAGACAUGACAGCACUUGCUCUGCCUCAUCUUAUGGCACGCUACCAUUAUCAGUGCCGUCAUCGACCUCAUCCGAGGAGAAGGUGGCCGGAAACGGUCGAGCAGUUGUGUACACGGACGGAGCCUGUGAAAGCAACGGGCGACGGGGUGCGCGCGCCGGCGUGGGCGUGUACUGGGGGGACAAUAACCCAUACAACACCAGCGAGAGACUGCAGGGCAGACAGACGAAUCAGAGAGCUGAAAUCACGGCCGCAAUACGUGCCCUUCAAACUGCCAAGGCGAGAAAUAUCAAGGAGCUUACAUUGUACACAGAUAGCAAAUACACAAUUAAUGCCAUGGGGGAUUGGAUACAUCGCUGGAAAGUGAACGGAUGGAAGACAGUUGGCAACAAAGAUGUCGUGAACAAGGAGGAACUGGAGACUCUGGACAGCCUCUGCCAACAAGUGAACGUGGACUGGAAAUAUGUACCUGGUCACACCAACAUCAAGGGUAAUGAAGCCGCAGACUCGUUAGCAAGAGCUGGUGCUAGAAUGCCAUCUCACUGAAGGACGACAGUGUAGCCGAUGUAACCUGAGGCUUAAACAUUCUGUGGUUCCACUUUAAGACACAAUU
Molecule: messenger RNA, 1269 nt
Organism: Acanthaster planci (crown-of-thorns starfish)
Lineage: Eukaryota; Metazoa; Echinodermata; Asteroidea; Valvatida; Acanthasteridae
Product: ribonuclease H1-like
Biological process (GO): DNA replication, removal of RNA primer
Molecular function (GO): RNA-DNA hybrid ribonuclease activity; magnesium ion binding; nucleic acid binding
Source: RefSeq, a predicted model, not a curated record